This is a messenger RNA of Chilo suppressalis (striped riceborer), 1929 nucleotides long. The record is from the annotation of a GenBank genome assembly. Lineage: Eukaryota; Metazoa; Arthropoda; Insecta; Lepidoptera; Crambidae.
CCGCAGUUCGCGCCGCGCCACGCGCCACAACGCACCUCUGACAUGUGACGGUACAGCAUGGAAGAUUGUGAUCUCGCCCAAUACCGCGACAUGAUCAUCGAAGGUGACUUACCGCUGGACUUGCGCCCACCACCCAGGCUUUACCUGCCACAUUUCCUACGCGACGAAGCUGCCGAAUAUCCUCAAGACGACACUUAUGUGUCCGUCGACGAGGACACACCAGAAGUGCCACCGCCAUCCAGCGACUCCGACAGAUUCGAAGCCUCCAGCCCGUGCGACACCAAAUCCAGCUCGCCUAAGAAAUCCAAGCAGAAGUCAUCGUCGCAGCUCAUCAAACCGCCUUAUUCUUACAUCGCUUUGAUAACAAUGGCGAUAUUACAAUCUCCACAUAAAAAAUUGACACUGAGCGGGAUAUGCGAGUUCAUUAUGACCAGAUUCCCUUAUUACAGAGAAAAGUUUCCCGCUUGGCAGAAUUCUAUAAGGCACAACUUGAGUUUGAACGACUGCUUUAUUAAAAUACCGAGGGAGCCGGGAAAUCCGGGGAAGGGGAAUUAUUGGACUUUGGAUCCGCUGGCGGAGGACAUGUUUGACAAUGGAAGUUUUCUGAGAAGACGGAAGAGGUAUAAGAGGCCAGCGCCGUCUUUGCAGCACGCCCACGCGGUCGUGGCGAUGCUGGCGAGGGAAGCGUAUGCUCCUCUUCUUCCUUUACCGUGCUAUCUUCCUCCAACACCGUUGUUGUCAUUGCCGCGUCCUCCGCCGGCGGCGCUCCGUCCCGUACCCCUGCCGCCGCGCGUAGCAGAAACAACCGAGCCAAGAAGCAAAAGGUCGCGCAACGGCUUCUCUAUCGAGUCCAUAAUCGGUUCACAGGACAACGCAGUGACGUCAGAACCACGGAGAAGUGCGUUCUCACCACUCCACCAGGCUAAUGGCCCUCCCGACGACUGGAGGUGAAUGUACGCCAGCGGGUGCUUGCCGAGUCUAUCCCCUUUUUGAUCGCCCAGACAGACAGUUCGUGACCUCGCUGAAAUACUGUUGUGCUAAAAGUGUUCUAGUGACAAAGUAAGAUAAUAACAACUGUAUAAAUAUUGAAUAAACUCGACGGGUAUGAAAGCUUCAACCAAAUAUUAAAAUAGUGUUAGUUAUAAUAUUGACCAAGCCAUUGUAAAGUUAUAAAAAUGUUCCGUUCUUGUAGUUAAGGUGGAACCUGUAAGUAUAGUCUGAGUUUUGUUUACGCAUGCCUUAAGUAACAAGUUACCGUUAUUUAUUUCACAGUUUUAUCAAUUUGUAUUUAUGAGUUUCGCGUCCGUAUUUGAUAAAGAACAUAUAAUUCCAUCAAUAGGUAUUACAUAGGUAUAAAUUAAAAAGACGCUGCUUUUUAUUAAAAUGACAGAUAUCAAUAUAUGUUUUCAUUCGAUUUUGUUUGUUUAAGUGACUGUUAUUUUAUCCUCCCGGAUAGCGAAAGAUGCAAUUACGAAUACCGUCUGAAACCUGAACUAACUGGAUUAUUCUCUACUAUACUAUUAAGAUUUAAACAUCUAGCAGUUAAAUGCUUAAAAAAUAAAUAUAUAAUACACUGUUAUUUUAUUAAAAAGAAGCGAUAGGAAAAGGUCUAGUCAUUUUAUGUACAAAGUAGUUAUAAAACUUGUAUUUUAAAUCAUGUAAAUAUAUUUUUUAUUAAGUAGCCAUUAUAGGUAUGCAAUAAUUUAUGGCGUAGAAAAUUGUAAACCUAAGAGAAAACCUUGUACCAUCUUUUUUGCUGAAACAUCAUUUAUUUAAGUACCUAAUUGCAUGAUAUCUCAAAAGAUCUGAUGAUUUUGUACUGGUAAAUAAAAUAAUUGCGAACAAAAGUAUAAUGCAAAAUAAAAUAAAAACUGGUAUAUUUUUGUGUAAUAAUAAAUAAUUUUUAAGCCGUACAAUUAAACAUGAAGA